Molecule: messenger RNA, 2541 nt
Organism: Centropristis striata (black sea bass)
Lineage: Eukaryota; Metazoa; Chordata; Actinopteri; Perciformes; Serranidae
Product: ubiquitin carboxyl-terminal hydrolase 47-like
Exons: 9
Coding region: 655-2142 (495 amino acids)
Biological process (GO): protein deubiquitination
Cellular component (GO): nucleus; cytosol
Molecular function (GO): cysteine-type endopeptidase activity; cysteine-type deubiquitinase activity
Source: RefSeq, a predicted model, not a curated record
GUUUGCAGGCAAAGCAAAACACAUGGCCAGUUGAUGGUGAAUACAUCAACCACUCUCGUGGUGCUAGUUGUCCAUUAGGCAGGCGACUGCUCAUCAUGUCGUUGGUUAAAGAACGAACCCGACCACCUAGUCCGCAGUCUCUUGCCGAUGCUGGGUAUUUUCCUCUUCUGUUGUGAAAUGAAGAAGGCCCUCUUUCAAUGAGAACACUCUUUACUCUGUCACUGGAUAUAUUUUCCCACAACGCUGGAUCAGUAACAGUUUCACACCAGGAGUCUUCAUCUUCAUCCCUCUGCUGUACGGCACUCUCAUGUUCGAUCCCGGCCGGCAACAUCUCAUCCUCCACUGGCGAUGUGAGAGGACUUAGCUCAGGCUCUACCACCACCAAAUGUCUCCAGUAAACUUGAGCUAGUGGUGUUAGCAUCCUGCAGGUCUUCCCCGCCGUGAGUUGUAGCAGUGGCACCGCUGCUAUCCUGCAGUGAACAUUCAGCAACCAUUGAACCAGAGCUGGUCAGGCUCUUUGACGAUUUACAGAGAAAUAUCGCCAGAACUCACGACGUCACAGACAAACUGGGGAUCUCCAACGUUUAUGAGCAACGUGAUGCUGCUGAGUACUUUGAGAAGAUCCUGUGUCUGACCAGCUCAGAGGCGACCCGGAUGUUCAAAGGAGAGCUGAAUCACAAGUCCCAGUGCCUCCGCUGCAAAGAGAAGAACGACUGCAGGAGUUUUUUUUGGAUUCUGCCGCUCACCGUGGAAGAUCUGUCUGGUCGAACCUACAGCGUGGAGAAAGGGCUGAAGGCGUUCUUCAAGGGAGAGAAAGUCUGCGGGGACAACAAGAUGUUCUGCAGCCGGUGCAACGACAAGCAAGAUGCACACUUUGAAUGUGAGAUGACACAGAGUCCAGACAUUUUGACCCUCCUGCUGAAGAGAUUCAGCUUCGACAACAAGCUCCGAUGUUUCAUCAAGCUUCACUGCAACGUGGACGUCCCCGAAACUUUACACAUCAAGAAUUGCAAAUACGACCUCUACGCUCUCGUCGACCACUUUGGAAAUCUAACAGGAGGUCACUAUACGGCUCAGAUCAAAUCCUUUGAGACUCACGUGUGGUAUCACUUCAACGACGACACUGUGAACAAGGUGAAACAGCAACUGUUUGCAGCUGGAGACAAGUAUUUGAGGUCUUCUACAGCUUACCUCCUCAUGUACAGGAAGGUGAGCAAGAAUCCCGAUAAAACUGAUGAAGGUGACCAGGAGUCUCUCUGUACACAGUCAGAUGUGGAGGCAGAAGGAAGGAAUGAGGAGGCAGAGAGAGGAGAGGCUCUCGUUUCUCACCGUCAACCGAAGCAGGAAAGCUUCAAAGGACAGGAAACUGUGCAGCACUUGCAUGGCGAGAUAUUAAAGAAGAGCCACGAUGAUACGAUCGGGAUGAAACAGACAAACCUGAGAGCAGGUUGUGGGAGGACACACCAUGAGAUGCUUCAGUCAGACUCUGUGGAAGAUGGAGACAGUUUGCGAACACAGACGUCAAAAUUUGCGAUGCUGCAAAAAGACGGAGGACGGAAACAUCAUGAGAAGAGACGGCAGCUUGAUACAAACCUGCACCAUGUGGACAGUAUGAUAGAGCAAAACCGUGCAUCUUCAAAGAAAACACUGAAUGCAAAUGAGACUGUCUGGGAAACACCAAAUGAUAUCCUAGCGAAGACUAAAACAAGUGUUAAGGAUUGUAGCAUAAGGACCAGAGCUGCAGAAUCUAAAGCUGUGAGAAUCAAAAAGGAGGCAGUAACAGAGGUAAGACUAGAAGGAAAUAGUGCCAAACAGGAAAGAGAGGCUGGUGUCGGUGCAUGUAUGUGUCAUUGUGAUGGAAAGUCAUAUCAUGUUUCCCCGAGUGACUGCUCUUCUGCUGCAGCUCGGUGCAGGACAGCACACAUGCAGAGUCCCUCUAGGAUGCGUGAACACAGUGGGGGGAACUUUUCACCAAAGCUGAGCAGAAAAUCAAAGAGUCCAAACAGCGACAAGGAGACUGAAGGCAGCAGCUGCAACCUGGACACAAAAACUGGGACAAAGGGAUCAAAAACUUCAAGUUGUAGAGAGAAAAAAGAGGCUCCAAAGAGCAGGGAUAAAGACAGAAAAGAGCCGUGGAAGUGAUGGAAUAACAAAGAGAAUAUCUGAAUCUACAGGUGAUCUUUUUUGUCACUUGGAAUAGCUGUUUUUAAAUAUUUUAAGUCAAAGUCACAUUGUAAAUAUUGAGUAGAUCUGAACAUUUGACACUGCUGCUGACACUGACUCUGAUCAAUGAUGUUUUAUUAAAUCUCUGUUUCAUACAUGUAGAUGGGUGUUAUAUGUUUUAUGUAGUAUUUCAGCGAAUCAUCAAACAGGCUGGACAUCAUGUAUUUAUGUCUGUAAAGUAAAUUACAGCCAAUGCUGCUAAAUAACAUUACAUUUACAGUUUAUACAGUCAUUUACAGCAAGAUAUUUAUGUUCCACAGUGGUUUGCAAAUUAUAAAAAAUAAUGAAGUACAUUUACUCAAGUGCUGUACUUAAGGA